Phytophthora nicotianae INRA-310 is the source of this 2618-nucleotide messenger RNA. RefSeq lists its product as hypothetical. The record is from RefSeq and is a predicted model, not a curated record. NCBI's taxonomy places the organism in Eukaryota, Oomycota, Peronosporomycetes, Peronosporales, Peronosporaceae. The transcript has 2 exons. The coding region runs from base 65 to 2452 and encodes 795 amino acids. Gene Ontology annotation, molecular function: protein binding.
AAUCCCCACUUCCCAAAAUCGUCCAUCACUCUUCUCCAACCGAAAGGCCUCGUCCCGUUCCGACAUGAGCCGCAAUCGGGACUACGGCGGGUCCUCCUCUCGCUACGCGAACGCCGGCACCUUCUCCAUCCCCGACUCCGAUUUCCAGCGCAGCGACACGCUCAAGCGACGUCGACAGCUUUCCCCUCCGCGUGCAGUCGCCUCCACUUCUCGCCGUUCUGCAGCUGCCAACGGAACAAUCACCAUGCGGGCCAGGUCCAAGUCCAAGUCGCGUGCACGAGCCAUGGCUCGCAAAACGCCAGGCCAAGAGUUCAUCGCACUAGGCAGCAAUCGCGCAGCCAGCGCCACCACGAUGAACACCAACAAGGCCAGGUACUACAAUCGACCUGAGCCGUACCAGUCUGCGCCUCCACCCCCGUCGACAACUGCAGCCAGAGCGCGAUCUCGCUCGCCCGGUGCGCGUAAGAGCCGUUGGGACAAUGGACCGCAGUCGGCGAGUACAGACCGCCGCAACCUGUCGCCAGUAUCGACCAGAACGCGCUCCAAGUCGGUCACAAGAGAAAAACACGACACAGAGGCGGCAAUUCGUCAUAGUCAGAGAGAACGCUCCAAAUCAGCGGCCAGACGCACUGGUGGGGCGCCCAUGCGCAGUCGGAAGGAGCAAACGACGUCAUAUAGAGGCAGUAGAGCCACAGAGAGCACUGAAACUCGUAGUGGAAAGAAACGGGAGCGGUCCAAGUCCAAAACGCGCGAGCGUGGACAGGAACGGGAGCGAUCUCCGAGUCGUGGACGACGUUCUAGACGCUCGAGAGCUGUUGACACUAGCGACGAAGAGGAGAAAUCGGCUAGAAAGUCCUCGCGUAGUGGUCGACGUAGCGGUAGUAGUCUCCAGGAGAUCGAGGACGCCAUUGCAGACACUGAACAGGAAUUAGAGCCGAAGAAAAAGGAGCUGGACGAACUCAAAGAGCAACUGGAAAAGCUUAAGAAGCGCGUCGAGAACAAAUCGAUCGAGGUGUACGACAUUGAGGUGGAGCUGGAUAUGUUGAAAAUGCGUCGAAAGCGGCGGCUGUCAACGCAUCGCAGUGAUAGCAGUCGAGAGGAUAAAAACUCGAGACGAUCCAGGAGCAGGAGCAAGAGCAAACGACGUGAAACUCGACGAUCCAGUAGCCACUCGCGAGCUUCCAAGCGUCCGUGCAUCGUGGAUGAAGACGACGAAGGCAGUGAUGACGAUGACUGUGUCAUUAUCGACCCAAAUGAAGUGAAACAAGAAUUAGAGAACAAUGCUGCGUCAACCAAGAGUGCAGUCGUUCCAGUGGAAGACUCGAUGCCUGACCACUUCUGGGGUCGCUCUAAUGUACCGAAACUACUGGCAAACCACCGCUUCCGUGCCAUUCCAGACGGCAGCUCUCGCAAGGGCCGUCAUCUAGCCUUUAACCCGAUCCAGCCCCAAAUCUUCGCUACAAGCCCUGACGAAGGUGGGCUUAUUUUGUGGAGCUACCAACGUCAGGACCAAGACAUCGCCAAGGUUGUGACUCUCACGCCACCUUCAUUCCGUCGUGAUAAUCCUUGUGCCGAGGCCAUCUCAUGGAGUCCCGAUGGCAACCGAAUGGCGAUGGCUUUCCGUGAUCCUUUGGAGGAAAAGGGAGAGUUCUGCAUUGUGCAGCUCCAUCAGCUCAAACUGGAAGACAGCGACAUGCCACAGCCCAUUCCACGUGACCGUAUGACAUCAAAGCGCACUGUUCUGCAUUCACGGGGUAUUUCUGCGAUCGACUGGGUGCCAAGUGGGUUUGGAUCGGAGACUACAAGCCAUCAACUGGUCACUACGGGCAACUCGGACCAUGCCGUUGUACUCUGGCAAGAACACGAAGACAGUCAGAAUGGUGGCUUGGACUUGAAGUUUACUGUGCUGCACCGAGACCACCGCAGUGAAGUCAAGUCGCUCUGUGUUCACUCUCAACGCGACUGUCUGUAUACUGGUGGCCUUGACGGAUUGUUGAUCCGCUACGACAUCAAGAAGGGUCGCACUGAAGUUGUGAUGGAGCGUCGCAAACCUAGCAUCUCCAAGAUCAACGCGGUGCUGGAGCAUCCACACAAUCCAAAUCUCCUGUUGGUCAGCUCCGUGGAGCAGAGUAGACACAAUUUGUUGAUGCACGAUCUGCGUCAGCGCUACGACCGCAACGGGAUGUCACUGACAUGGGAAGGAAGCUCCAUGAGUCAGUAUGUUGUGCCCCGGUGGUCGCCGGCAGGUUAUCACGUCUCGUGUGGCAGCAAGACCGGUGUGGUGAACAUCUGGGACGUGCGUAUGCGUGGUGAAAACUACCCUGCGGUGCUGCCGCAGCAAUCUCUUCGCGUGCACCAUAAAACGGUGUUGCACGCUACGUGGCACCCGCGAUACGACGCCAUGUUCAGCGUCUCCCACGACCGAACGCUCGGUUUGCUCACGUUCCGAUAAGCUGGAAAGUGCUCUUGUUGCAGAGUUUAGUUUAGGUUAAUGUAGAGCGAUGCAAUUCACCACGACUGGACAGUGCUUUUGAGCUGGUCACUGCAAUUUUGAAGUUGCGUCUGAUGCUGUAGUGGCUUUUGCACCUAAAAACACGGCGCUGUAUUCUUGUUAUCGA